Gadus morhua (Atlantic cod) is the source of this 10540-nucleotide messenger RNA. It is a transcript of the gene unc80, whose product is annotated as unc-80 homolog (C. elegans). The coding region runs from base 246 to 10529 and encodes 3427 amino acids. Lineage: Eukaryota; Metazoa; Chordata; Actinopteri; Gadiformes; Gadidae. Gene Ontology annotation, biological process: monoatomic cation homeostasis. Gene Ontology annotation, molecular function: monoatomic cation channel activity. The transcript has 68 exons. The record is from RefSeq and is a predicted model, not a curated record. Gene Ontology annotation, cellular component: cation channel complex; axon.
CGGAGCCGAGAGAGAGUCAAUUAGCGUCACGGAGCCGCCGCGGCGCGAGGAGGCGGCGCUGAAAUCACAACCUUCCCGACCGCAGACCACCACCGACCAGUGCGACGAUCGCUGCCGUUUGGAUGCUAUUUAUCGGACCGGGGUCGAGCACCAGCAUGUCGUGAGAGGCGAGCCUAGCUGGGGAGGACUCGACACCAGGACCUGAACCGGAGCGUUAACGGGACCUGAAACGUUACCGGGGCAAGAUGGUGAAGAGGAAGAGCCUGGAGGACAGCGACCAGGACUGCGGGAAGGGGGUCCCGUUCCCCAUCCAGACCUUCCUCUGGAGGCAGACCAGCGCCUUCCUGCGUCCUAAGUUGGGGAAGCAGUAUGAGGCGUCCUGCGUGUCCUUUGAGCGUGUGCUGGUGGAGAACAAGCUGCAUGGCCUGUCUCCGGCGCUGUCCGAGGCCAUCCAGAGCAUCUCUCGCUGGGAUCUGGUCCAGGCGGCGCUGCCCCACGUCCUGCACUGCACCUCCAUCCUGUUGUCCAACCGCAACAAGCUGGGCCACCAGGACAAGCUGGGGGUGGCGGAGACCAAGCUGCUGCACACGCUGCACUGGAUGCUGCUGGAGGCGGCCCAGGAGUGCAACCCCGACCCCGGCCAGGGCCAGGGGUCCGGUCAAGGCCAGGGGUCCGGCCAGGGCUGGGCGGGGGGCAGCGGCAGCAGCAGCGGGUACCUCCAGCCCCAGGCCAACCAGGGCUCCUCCCCGGGCCCCGGCCCCGGGCCGGCCCUGGGGGGGUCGGGUCCCCAGCGCAGCGCCUCGUUCCAGGAGGAGGAGGAGAACCAGCGCUCCAAGAUGUUCCACAAGAGCAUGUCCACCGUGGAGCUGUUUGUCUUCCUGUUCGCCCCGCUCAUCCACCGCAUCAAGGAGUCCGACCUCACCUUCCGAUUGGCCAGCGGCCUGGUCAUCUGGCAGCCAAUGUGGGAGCACCGACAGCCAGAUGUUCCCGCCUUCUCCGCGCUCAUCAAACCUGUCCGAAACAUCGUCACAGCCAAGAGGAACUCCCCCGUCAACCACCAGUGUAGCCCCGCGGGAUCUGGCAACCCGUCCCCCCUGGGGUUCCAGGUGGUCUGCGAAGCCGUCCAAUCAGACUCCUCCUCGCCAGGGGGCGGGGAGCAGAGCUGUCGUCGUGGUAACUCAGUGGAAAAGGGAGGCAGGGCCUUUCAUCCCCCCGUAGAGGUCAGGGGGCCCGCCAAGAAGAAGACGUCGGCGCCCGGCGUGCUGGCGCCCUCGCUGUGCCAGCGGGCGCGCUACGCCUCCUACUUCGACGUGGCGGUGCUGCGCUGCCUGCUGCAGCCCCACUGGACGGAGGAGGGCGUGCACUGGGCCCUGAUGUACUACCUGCACCGCCUCCGCCACAUCCUGGAGGAGAGGCCCCACCGGCCCCCCGAGCCCCUGGCCACGCCCCUGCCCCGCCCCCGCAGCAGCUCCAUGGUGGCGGCCACGCCCUCGCUGGUCAACACGCACAAGACUCAGGACAUGAGUCUGAAGGCCAACGAGGACUCCCUGAGCGCCGAGACCUUCUCCAAGGUGUCCCUCACCAACCUGCGGAGGCAGGCCGUCCCCGACCUGUCCUCAGACCUGGGCCUCAACCUCUUCAAGAAGAAGUUUAAGAACCGGCGUGCGGAGGAGCGUGAGCGGAAGGGCUCCAUCCCGUCGCACCAGGCGGGCAGGAAGCGGCAGCGCCGCAUGGGCGUGCCCUCCCUGCUCCACGACGAGCACCUGGACGUCUCCCCCACCCGCAGCGCCUUCUCCUUCGGGAGCUUCUCCGGCCUGGGGGAGGACCGCCGCACGCUGGACCGGACGGGCUGGCAGGCCACCAUCAUGGGGAGGUUUGCGCGCCGCGGCAGCACGGACACGGCCGUCGACGCAGACAGUCUGAGCGCCAAACACUCCCACUCCCACCACUCUCUGCUCCGGGACCUCCCGGACCACCCCAACAGCCACGCAGAUGGCACCGUGCGCGAAGUACGCUCCCAGAUCUCCACCAUCACCAUGGCGGCCUUCAACACCACGGUGGCCUCCUUCAACGUGGGCUACGCCGACUUCUUCACGGAGCACAUGAAGAAGCUGUGCACGCCGGCCGCCGCCGCGCACGACGCCCUCCCCUCGGAGCCGCUGGCCUGCUCCAACCUGCCGCGCAGCCUCACCGACUCCUGCAUCAACUACUCCUGCCUGGAGGACGGCGAGAGCAUCGAGGGCACCAACCACUUCAUCCUGAAGAACGGCAUGCUGGACCUCACCGCGGUUCUGCGGGCGCUCUACGCGGUCCUGAGCCACGACAUCAGCUCAAGGAUCUGUGACGUGGCGCUCAGCAUCAUCGACAGCCUGCUGCAGCUGGGCGUGGUCCCGGCCGCCGCCGCCACCGCCGCCGCCGGGCCCGGCAAGACCGGCAAGACCGGCAAGCAGGAGGACAAGGAGAACCUGGACGGACCCGGGACCCAGGGGACAGGGGCCGGAACAGGGGGGGGCGGUGGGGGAGGAGGAGGAGGGGGAGGAGGGGGAGGAGGGGGAGGGGAUGGAGGUGGGGGGAGCGGGGGAGGGAGUGGCCAGGGAAGCAAGGACGACCUGAAGAACAACAAGGACGACAGCGGCAAGGGGGAGGGCUCCCCCCUGAGCACCCAUCGCCUGGCCCUCAGCAUGCUCAUCAAGAUCGUCAAGUCCCUGGGCUGCGCCUUCGGCUGUGGGGAGGGGCACCGCGGGCUGUCGGGAGACCGCCUCCGCAUGCAGGCCCAGAACUGCCUGACCAGCCUCUACAAGCUGAACAAGCUCCAGUUCCGUCAGACCAUGCGGGACUACGUCAACAAGGACUCGCUGAACAACAUCGUGGACUUCCUGCACGCCUUCCUGGGCUUCUGCAUGGAGCCCGUUACCGACAAGUACGGCAGUGCAGGGGAAAGAUCGCGGAGGGCCAAAAAAAGAAACAUAGACAAGGCGGGCUUCGGGAACAACUUCACGACGGGGGAUUGCAAGUCGCUGGCCCAGAGCAUGGAGGCGGUGGUGGUGGGCUGCAUGUUCAAGUCCCUGAUCACACGCUGUGCCUCCACCACCCACGAGCUGCACAGCUCCGAGAACCUGGGUCUGUACUGUGACAUCCGUCAGCUGGUCCAGUUCAUUAAGGAGUCCCACGGGAACGUGUUCCGGCGGGUCGCUCUGAGCGCGCUCCUGGACAGCGCAGAGAAGGUGGCCGCCGGCAAGAAGCCCGACGACCGGGAGGACGCCAAGACGGCCGCGCCCCGCAGGUCGGAGGCGGGGGAGAGGGGUCCUCUGUCGGGGGCUGCUGACGAGUGCCACAGCUACAUCUCCAGCCGACCCCCCCAGACCCCCGAACAUGAAGAGCAGCUCCCCGGAGCCCUCCUGGGCAGGAAGGACUUCUGGAGGAAGAUGUUUAAGUCCCAGAGCGCGGCCAGCGACACCAGCAGCCAAUCAGAACAGGACACGUCCGAGUGCACCACCGCCCACUCCGGGACCACCACGGACCGCCGCACACGCUCCCGCUCCCGACGCAUCUCCCUCCGCAAGAAACUCAAGCUGCCCAUCGGUAACUGGCUGAAGCGAUCGUCCCUCUCGGGACUGACGGACGGUGUGGAGGACCUGCUGGACAUCAGCUCCGUGGACAGACUCUCUUUCAUACGCCAGAGUUCAAAGGUGAAGUUCACCAGUGCGGUCAAGCUGUCGGAGGGCGUGGCCGGUGCGGACGAGGAGGAGAACUUCUUCAAGCGUCUCGGUAAAUGGAGGUCGGGCAGGAGGAACCCCUCCAAACUUCACCACACUGAGGAGAAAGACGGUCACCAUGGUUUCCAGGAGCGUCUGGCCGCCAGUCAUGAGUCCAUGAAGAACCAGAACGUGGUGAACCUGGGCGCCAUCCGCCAGGGCAUGAAGAGGUUCCAGUUCCUGCUCAACUGCUGUGAGCCCGGAACCAUCCCCGACGCCUCCAUCCUGGCCGCCGCCCUCGACCUGGAAGCGCCGGUGGUGGCCCGCGCCUCCCUCUUCCUGGAGUGCGCGCGCUUCGUCCACCGCUGUAACCGUGGCAACUGGCCGGAGUGGAUGAAGGGGCACCACGUGAACAUCACCAAGCGGGGGCUGUCCCGCGGACGCUCCCCCGUGGCGGGGAACAAGAGGAACCAGAAGCUGCAGUGGAACGCCGCCAAGCACUUCUGCCAGUGGGGCGACGCCAUCGGCACCCGUCUGAGCGAGCUGUGUCACGGGGAGAGCGAGAGCCCGGCCAACAUCCUGGGCUACGUCUACGACGAAGAGUCCAAGAGACGCAUGAGGAAGGAGGAUGAGGAGGAGGACUUCCUGGACGACAACACGGUCAACCCCACUAAGUGCGGCUGUCCGUUCGCCCUGAAGAUGGCGGCAUGCCAGCUGCUGCUGGAGAUCACCACCUUCCUGCGGGAGACCUUCCCCUGCCUGCCGCGGCCGCGCGCAGAGCCCCUGGUGGACCUGGACAGCUGCCGGCUGCGGCUGGACCCCGAGCUGGGUCGCCAGCGCUACGAGAGGAAGAUCAGCUUCGCGGGGAUCCUGGACGACGAGGACGGCCGCGACUCCCUGAACAGCAGCAGCCACACGCUGCGGUCCGACACCACCGGGGACGAGAAGAGGUCCCAGGAGUCCCAGGCCCCCGUCAGGAGGAUUCGUAUCGGGGGCACCCGUCUGCUCCAGAUUAAGGGUGCUCGUAGCUUCCGGGUGAAGAAGGGCGGCUCUCUGUCGUCCAUCCGCCGGGCGGGGAGCCUGAAGAGCGCCAAGCCGGCCCGGCAGGACUCUGAGUCUGAGAACGAGGAAGGCCUGCUGUCCCAGACGCACAGCCGGGACACCGUCACCGACAUAGGCAGUCCCUUCAGCACCAGCGAGCCCAGCAUCGAGCCGGAGGGGCCGGGGUCCGGGGGGGCCGAAGACAACUACCAUCGCAACAUGUCCUGGCUCCACAUCAUGAUCCUGCUGUGUAACCAGCAGAGCUUCAUCUGUCCCCACGUGGACUUCUGCCCGCCCCGCUGCUACCAGCACCACAGCCGCUCCUGCGCCCGCCUGGUCCGCGCCGUCAAGCUGCUCUACGGCGACACAGUGGACGGCCUGCGCGAGGAGGGCAACGCCGCCGCCGGCCAGCAGGGGGCGCGCGCCAAGAAGAGCAAGGAGUGUUCUGACAAGUCGUGUCUCCGCACCCCCUCCAUGAAGAGGAGACCCACCGAGCUGGGGGCCGAGGGCAAGAAGGACACCGGCAUGCUGAAGUACAUCCGCAACCAGGUGCUGAGCCUGUCGCCGGCCCCCCUGUCCCUGCUGAUCAAGGCGGCCCCCAUCCUGACGGACGACAUGUACGGAGACAUCCAGCCCGCUGCCUGGGAGCUAAUGCUCAGCGUGGACGAGCACAUGGCCGCCGCCGCAGCGGCCAUGUUCCUGCUGUGUGCGGUGAAGGUCCCCGACGUGGUCACGGAGAUGAUGAUGGCCGAGUUCCACCACCAGGAGGCGUGCCAGCGCAUCAACUCCGUCCUCAAGUUCUACACGCUGUGGCGCUUCCGCUACCAGGUGUGGCCGCGCAUGGAGGAGGGCGCCCAGCAGAUAUUCAAGAUCCCACCUCCCAGUAUAAACUUCACCCUGCCCUCCCCCAUCCUGGGCAUGCCCUGUGUGCCCAUGUUCGACCCCCCCUGGGUGCCCCAGAACAGCGGCAGCGUCCAGGACCCGAUCAACGAAGACCAGUCUAAGUCGUUCUCGGCGCGGGCGGUGUCGCGCUCCCACCAGCGGGCGGAGCACAUCCUGAAGAACCUGCAGCAGGAGGAGGAGCGGCGGCGGCUGGGCCGCGAGGCCAGCAUCAUCUCGGCCAUCCCCGUGGUGCAGGAGGCCUGCUACGAGCCCACCUGCAGCCCCCCGCCCGAGCAGGAGGAGGAAGAGGACGGGGGGAACCUGGCGUCACGCCGUCUGUCCGUCAGCCCGUCCUGCGCCUCCAGCACCUCCCACCGCAACUACUCCUUCAGACGGGGGUCCGUGUGGUCGGUGCGCUCCGUGGUCAGCGCCGAAGACGAGGAGAACCUGACGGAGCACACCCCCACCCACCACACGCUGCAGCCGCCGCAGGCCGUGUUCCCAGCAUGCAUCUGUGCCGCCGUGUUACCCAUAGUGCACCUGAUGGAGGACGGCGAGGUGCGGGAGGACGGGGUGGCAGUGAGUGCGGUGGCUCAGCAGAUCUUGUGGAACUGUCUGAUAGAAGACCCCGCCCUCGUCCUCAGACACUUCCUGGAGAAACUGACCGUCAGCAACAGACAGGACGAGCUGAUGUACAUGCUCAGGAAGCUCCUCCUGAACAUCGGAGACCUCCCAGCGCAGACCUCCCACAUCCUCUUCAACUACCUGGUGGGCCUCAUCAUGUACUUUGUGCGCACGCCGUGCGAGUGGGGCAUGGACGCCAUCUCGGCCACGCUGACCUUCCUGUGGGAGGUGGUGGGCUACGUGGAGGGGCUCUUCUUCAAGGACCUGAAGCAGACCAUGAAGAAGGAGCAGUGUGAGGUCAAGCUGCUGGUCACCGCCUCCAUGCCAGGCACCAAGACUCUGGUGGUGCACGGCCAGAACGAGUGUGACAUCCCCACACAGCUGCCCGUUCACGAGGACACCCAGUUCGAAGCCUUGCUCAAGGAAUGUCUGGAGUUCUUCAACAUUCCCGAGGCGCGGUCGGCUCACUACUUCCUCAUGGACAAACGCUGGAACCUCAUCCACUACUCCAAGACCUAUGUGAGGGACAUCUAUCCGUUCAGGAGGUCUGUGUCCCCCCAGCUCAACCUGGUCCACAUGGUCCCGGACAAAGGCCAGGAGCUGAUCCAGAAGCAGGUGUUCUCCCGUAAGCUGGAGGAGGUGGGCCGGGUGCUGUUCCUCAUCUCCCUGACCCAGAACAUGCCUCCGGUCCACAAGCAGUCCCACGUGUCGCUGCUCCAGGAGGACCUGCUCCGCCUGCCCUCCUUCCCCCGCACCGCCAUCGACGCAGAGUUCUCCCUCUUCAACGAGCCGCAGGGCAAGGAGCUGUUUGGGCUGGACACGCUCCACAAGGUGCUGUGGAUCAAGCUGCUGGAGGAGAUGUUCCUGGGCAUGCCCAGUGAGUACCCCUGGGGCGACGAGAUGAUGCUCUUCCUCAACGUGUUCAACGGCGCGCUGCUGCUGCACCCCGAGGACAGCGCCCUCCUCAGGCAGUACACCGCCACUGCAAUCAACACCGCCGUGCACUUCAACCACCUCUUCUCCCUGAGCGGCUACCAGUGGAUACUGCCCACCAUGCUGCAGGUGUAUGCCGACUACGAAAGCAACCCUCUUCUACGUCAGGGGAUGGAGUUCUGCUGCCGGCAGUUCUACGUCCUCCACCGCAAACCCUUCGUCCUGCAGCUGUUCGCUAGCGUAGCGCCGCUGCUCGAGUUCAGCUCCAGCACCACCACCGGGCUGAACAAGGGGGUGUCGGCCCAGUGCCUGUUCCACCUGCUGCUGAGCCUCGAGAGGGAGGGGCCCGACACCCUGGACGCCCUGCAGCUGGUCAGGGCCGACAAGCCCCUCCACUCUCUAGACUUCUGCUACGGCAGCGAGGACCUGUGCUUCUCCCUCACCGACGCCAUCAAGCUCUGUGUCACCGUGGUCGCCUACGCCCCCGAGUCCUUCAGGAGCCUCCAGAUGCUGAUGGUGCUGGAGGCGCUGGUGCCGUGCUUCCUGCAGAAGCUGAAGAGCAACACGGUCACCAUGGAGACCGCCUCCGCCGCCAGGGACGAGAUCGCCGCCAUCGCCGCCCUGGCAACGUCCCUGCAGGCCCUGCUGUACAGCUCAGAGGCCCUCACCAGGCCCAUGACGGCCCCCCAGCUGUCCCGCUGUGACCAGGCCCACAAAGGGGCCACCACCACCAACCACGCCAUGGCAGGAGGGGCCAACACCAGGGACAACCUGCACCUCCUGGAGGAGGGCCAGGGCCUCCCCAGGGAGGAGCUGGACGAGCGCCAUGCGCGGGAGGAGUUCAGGCGGCCGCGCGAGGCGCUGCUCAACGUCUGCACCGAGUUCUACAAGCACUGCGGCCCCCGCCUCAAGAUCCUGCAGAACGUGGCCGGGGAGCCGCGCGUCACCGCCCUGGAGCUGCUCGACAUCAAGUCCCACAUGAGGCUGGCGGAGAUCGCCCACGCCCUCCUGAAGCUGGCGCCCUACGACACGCUGACCAUGGAGAGCCGCGGGCUGCGGCGCUACGUCACCGAGAUGCUGCCCAUCACCGACUGGUCGGCGGAGGCCGUGCGGCCCGCCCUCGUCCUCAUCCUCAAGCGCCUGGACCGCAUGUUCAACAAGAUCCACAAGAUGCCCACGCUCAGGUGCGCUCGCCCCCAAGCCCUCUGCUCCAGGAGACAGGUAGAGUGGGAGGCGGCUAGCAGUCUGAUUGAGGGAAUCUGUCUGACGCUGCAACGACAGCCAAUCAUCUCCUUCCUCCCCCACCUCCGGUCACUGAUCAACGUCUGUGUUAACCUGGUGAUGGGGGUGGUGGGUCCCUCCAGUGUAGCAGACGGUCUUCCUCUGCUCCACCUCAGCCCCUACCUCUCCCCCCCGCUGCCCUUCAGCACCGCCGUGGUGCGCCUGGUCGCCCUGCAGAUACAGGCCCUGAAGGAGGACUUCCCCCUGGGUCAUGUGAUCUCCCCGUUCACCAAUCAGGAGCGUCGGGAGGGCAUGCUGCUCAACCUGCUCAUCCCAUUCGUCCUGACCGUGGGCUCCGGGAGCAAAGACAGCCCCCACCUGGAGGGCCCCGAGGUGUUCCUGCUGCUGCAGACGGUGCUCAACAUCCUGCUGCCCCCCCGCGUGGUCUCCACCUCCCGCACCAAGAGCUUCAUGCUGGACGCCUCCCCCGCCCACUGCUCCACCCCCGGGGACAAGGACCUCCGGAGGGAGGGCCUGGCCGAGAGCACCAGCCAGGCCGCCUACCUGGCCCUGAAGGUGGUGGUGGUGUGCUUCGAGCGGGCCCUGGGGGGCCACUGGUACCGUCUCAGCCUGCAGGUGAAGGAGAUGGCCCUGAGGAAGGUGGGGGGGCUGGCCUUCUGGGACUUCAUCGACUUCAUCGUCCGCACGCGCAUCCCCAUCUUCGUGCUGCUCAGGCCCUUCAUCCAGUGCAAGCUCCUGGCCCAGCCCGCCGACUCCCAGGAGGAGAUCACGGCGCGCCACCACAUCGCCGACCAGCUGGAGCGCCGCUUCAUCCCGCGGCCGCUCUGCAAGAGCUCGCUGUUCGCCGAGUUCAACAACGAGCUGAAGAUCCUCAAGGAGGCCGUGCACAGCGGCUCAGCCUACCAGGGCAAGACGUCCAUCAGCACGGUGGGCACGUCCACCUCGGCCUACCGCCUCAGCCUGGCCACCAUGUCGCGCUCCAACACCGGCACGGGGACGGUGUGGGAGCAAGGCAGCCAGCCCUCACGCCAGCCCUCCCAGGACACGCUCAGCCGCACGGACGAGGACGACGAAGAGAAUGACUCCAUCAGUAUUCCCAGUGUGGUCAGUGACCACGAGGUGUUCCUCCCGCGUGUGACGUCGCAGCGCCGCUUCUCCAGCCACGCCACAGGCUCCGCCCCCUCGCCGGCCGAGCCCCCGCGCACCGCCACCCUGCUGCCCAGCCACAGUGAACCCAAUGUGCUCGACGAAUCCCAGGCUCUACUGCAGGAGAGUAACCUCACUAGGGUGGCCAGUGUUCAGAGUGAGCCCGGCCAGCAGAACCUGCUGAUCCAGCCUCCGUUGGGAAGGAAGAGAGGACUGAGACAGCUCCGGCGCCCUCUGCUGUCCAUCCCUAAGAACGAGCCCAGGGGUCGGUCGGGGGCUCGACUGUCCACCACCCGGAGGAGCGCCCAGCCCAAGGCCAGCACCCUGGAGACUUUAUUGGACUGUGAAGCCAACAGCGACCAGAAGAGGUCGGUGACCUUCACGGAGGCCGAGGUCGCCACCGGGGACACAGACCCCCCGCCCGCCACCCCGGGCCACGCCCCCAGCCCCGCCCCCAGCUCCAGGUCCCCCACCCUGGAGGUCCCCUCCCCCUCCGCCACCGUCACCGCCGACCUCCACGUCCCCGCCAUCGUACAGGUUCCCCCCUCCGCCAGCAGCAAAGAGAAGAGAGACCAGUGGGGCCUCCGGUGCAGUCUCUCCCCCCCUCCUCACCCCUCCUCCAUCUCCCGGCCCUCCCCCCCCCCCCCCCCCUCCCGCUCGCCCCUCCCUCUCUCCCGCACCUGCUCCCCGCUGCCCCCGCCCCCCCUCCCUGUGCUGGGGACGGCCCCCGCCCCGGGGCCGCCGCCCCCUCCUCCCCUCCCUCCCCCCCCGCUGCUGCGGGAGAGCCCGGGGGACGAGGACACGCGGGCGCUGCUGCGGGGUAGCCAUGACGACGAGGACGACGGCACCGAGAACCCCCUGCUGACGCCGCUGCUGGCCCCGCCCACCUCCGCCCGCCGGUCGCCACGGCGAUGCCCCCUGCCGCUGUCCCCCGUCGACCUGGACCUGGACGAGUCCCAUGUCUGACUCCCCCCCCC